Molecule: messenger RNA, 548 nt
Organism: Nerophis lumbriciformis (worm pipefish)
Lineage: Eukaryota; Metazoa; Chordata; Actinopteri; Syngnathiformes; Syngnathidae
Gene: trappc2l
Product: trafficking protein particle complex subunit 2L
Biological process (GO): endoplasmic reticulum to Golgi vesicle-mediated transport
Source: RefSeq, a predicted model, not a curated record
UACGGUACGUAAACGUCUCUAUGUCACGUGAUCACGGUGACAGCACCCACAACAGGAAGAGAACUAAAAUGGCGGUGUGCAUAGCAGUAAUAGCCAAAGAGAACUACCCGCUCUUUAUCCGCAGCCUUCCCACGCAGAAUGAGCUGAAAUUCCACUACACGGUGCACACCUCCCUGGAUGUGGUGGAGGCGAAGAUCUCUGCUGUGGGGAAGGCACUUGGGGACCAGAAAGAACUCUACUUGGGUCUUCUCUACCCCACUGAAGAUUACAAAGUAUAUGGAUAUGUCACAAACUCCAGGGUCAAAUUUGUCAUUGUGGUGGACUCUUCCAACACGUCGUUACGGGACAAUGAAAUAAGAAGUAUGUUCCGAAAACUGCACAACUCCUUCACCGAUGUAAUGUGCAACCCAUUCCACACACCUGGCAACCCUAUUCAGUCCAAGGCGUUUGAUGAAAUGGUCUCGGGCAUGAUGGCUCAAGGAGGAUGAAGUCUUCCAUGUAUGUGACCUGUUUCAACGCACGUGUAAAUAAAUGAAGUGUCAGAUCAA